Messenger RNA from Komagataella phaffii GS115, 2976 nucleotides. Its product is annotated as Protein that forms a complex with the Sit4p protein phosphatase. Lineage: Eukaryota; Fungi; Ascomycota; Pichiomycetes; Pichiales; Pichiaceae. The record is from RefSeq and is a predicted model, not a curated record. Gene Ontology annotation, cellular component: cytosol; nucleus. The transcript has a single exon. Bases 1 to 2976 code for a protein of 991 amino acids. Gene Ontology annotation, molecular function: protein phosphatase regulator activity; protein phosphatase binding.
AUGCAUCAUUCAUCCACUGAGGUAUCAGCUAUAUGGCCCUUCUUCAACAAUAGCUAUUCGAAUGUGGCUAUCAAUAAAAUCCUGCAAGAAAUUGAGAAUGAAGAACAUGAUAAUGAUCAGGAUGCAGGGCUGACUGCUGUUCAAUUGUUGCAAACCAUAAGGGAGAACGAUGAUAUCCAGAAGGCAAACGACACCCAAGAACCAACCACCCCGUCAAGAUCCAAAGAAUCAAAAAGUAAUAAAUCUUCAAAGACUACCAGCUCUGGCCAUUUAAACAAAAGAUUGUUGAACAAUUUGCUGAUCCAACCGAAUUUGAUCAAUGAGCUAAAUGCGGGAAAGAAUUCGAAGCUGAUAGCCUACAUUACACAAGAAAAGGUGCUGAGCACUUUAAUAGAUUAUUGCUUAGAAAGUUUGGAUUUGAAGACAGACUAUGUUGAGGACAUUGAUGAUGACAACGAGGAUGAUUUCAACGAAGAUGGCAGCCCAGUUGGACACGAUGAGGAAGAGAUCACAUUUCAGUACGAUGAAGACAAUAAUACAGGUAAGGAUAACGAGAAAGCUGCCCCAGCAGAUCAAUCUGACAGCUCAUCUAAGAGAUUACUAAAGAGGGCCACAAUUGCAAUGCAUAUUCUUUCAUCCGAUCAAACUCCUGUAGUGUAUAAUCAGUUUUUGAGUUCGCAUCAAUACGGCCUCAUCUCCAAGAUUUGGGAAGGAGUGUUCAACCGGGAUAUUGCUGAGUAUUUCAUUGACAAACGGCAUAACAUAGUCAUGAUGAAUGGUUUCAUAGCCAUCAUAGAAAAUUUGGCCGAGAUGAAUGUCAAUGGGCUCAUGAAUUUUAUUAGAUUUCAACAAACUAAAGACAGUGAUAGCUUAAGCAAGCAUUUUGUCAACUUUAUCCCAUAUUUUCCCCAGUUUUCUGAUCUCUUACUGAAACUCAUUUCUAUGGACAAACCUUAUAAUCCCAUAGGUUUGAUUGAACUUCUUGUUGAUCAAGACCUCAUAGGUCAGAUAUUAGAGAAAUUGAGGGUUUACUAUGACGAUUGCAUAAUUCAAGACAACCUUCUGAUUUUUUUGAAUGGUCUCGUCAAUAUUAGUUCAAACGUUGGAUAUUGGGACGACCAACAAAACAAUAUGGAAAACGAAAUGAAUGACGGAAAUAAUGGAUCCAAUGAAGCAAAUAUAAGUGCGGUUAAUGGAAACAAUACUGCUAACAUUGGACCUAACGAUUUAACCAGAGACAUGGUAUCGACUUCCAAAGUCAACACAAUGAUAAAUAUAAUCCUCAAUUACGGAGAUUAUGGACUGGUAACAUGUAUCUCAUUGUUUAUCGAGAUUAUAAGGAAGAACAACUCAGAUUAUGAUGAGUUUGACUGGAUCAUGGCUGCCAAUGACCUAACAAGCACUCCGAACAGCAGGGACCCUAUCUAUCUGGGUGUAAUGCUGAAAUUAUUUAUUAUCAAUCUUCCUGCUAUUGUAAAUAAGUACCUUACUGAUGAGUACUAUGAAAGGAAACAGGAGCUGAAUACCUUCUCGUCGGAAGGUCAAAGGAUAGAUUUUGAUGGAAAGAUAAGAAGAAAAAUGAUUGUUUCAUCUAUAGGAAAAGAAAUUGAACCCCUAGGAUAUGAAAGAUUCAAAAUCAUGGAAUUGAUUGCGGAAUUAUUGCAUUGUUCCAACAUGAUGCUUCUGAACCAAUCAAGCAAGUUGGAUUAUCUCCUUUUCAAACGAGAUGAGCUUAGACGUGCAAAUCAAACAGAGAAGCUGGUUCAUGACGCUUUAACAGACUCUAUUUUGAAGCCUGUUGAAGACGCCAUUGAAGACUUAAAAAUUGCAGACGAUACAAGCCUUCACUCUUUUGAGACCCUGAAAAAAAUAGACUCAAAGUACAUUGAGUGUACGUACGAUUUGUCUGUCGGAAACAGUUUUAAAUUCUCAUUGUUAGUCUCACAGGCGUUGCCAAGAAUAAUUUUGAAGAUGGAUAAAUUUCCCUGGAAUAACUUUAUGCACAAUGUUAUUUUUGAUCUUGUGCAACAGAUAUUCAAUGGAAAGCUAAUCGACGAUACGGAAGGAACUAAUGAUGAUGAAAAUCAAGAUGGAGAUUCCGAAGCGGAAAAAAGCACUGAGUAUGAACAAAAUACCCAUGGAUUUGAAGAUCCUCUUUGUUUCAACAAGCUAUUAAUUGUCUCUCUUUUUGGAGAAUACGAUGCCUUUGACCAGGAUUUACCUCCUGAUGGUAGAUUUGCUAGACCCAAGGAGAUUCCAGGAAGUUUCAAUUUGCCUGCUUAUAUAUUAUACGCCUGUGAGAAAUCAAAACUAAGCGAAGAGCAGGCAAAUGUUAAACUUGGAUAUAUGGGUCACCUUGUUCUUGUGGCACAAGAGGUUGUCAAAUUUCAAAGCAUUAUUGAAAAUUUUGGUAUACAUAAGGAACAGCUGAAGACAAGAAAGUUAGAAGGGGAGGAAAUUGCAGAUGAGACUGACGAUGAUGAGGGAGAAACGGAAGAUACAGAGGAAGAAGAACAGAAUACAGAGAAUGGGAACACCUAUGACACUGUAAUAACGAAUAGUGAACAAUUUUCUAGCAUUAAGGGUGACUUACCAGAUAUUUAUAAGAUAUCAUCUACAAAGAUUUAUACAAGACUGUACAAACAGCUUUGCACUUCGUUCGGAGAGGGAAGAUUCCAAAAAUGGACAGAUUUUAUCAACAACGAGCUUAGUGUCGUCAGAGAACAAUACAAUCAGGUACUCGGAGGAGUGAAUGAAGGCGAAGUUGAAAUUGAUGAGGUGCCUCGCAACCCCAAUGCUAUUGUUUUAGACAAUGGCGACUCUGAAGAGUUCAGGAAGCCUUUUGACGAACAGGAAAGUGAAACAGAAACUGAAGACGAAGAGAGCGAGGAAGAGGAAAACAACGACAAUGAUAGAAUACGAGAAGAUGAGGAAGCUAUUAGUGAUGAUAACAGCUCCUACGAUAGCGACGAAUAA